Molecule: messenger RNA, 876 nt
Organism: Symbiodinium pilosum
Lineage: Eukaryota; Dinophyceae; Suessiales; Symbiodiniaceae
Source: the annotation of a GenBank genome assembly
AUGGCAAUGGCGAUCAGCUCCUACAAUCUCGGUUACGUUGUCUACGUUCAACUGAAGGCUGAAUUUGCAGGAAGCAUUCCUCUUGUAUCAUUUGCCAGGGUCUUUUCUGCGUUUGGCGAGAUCCGAUCGCUGAAUUUGCAAAGAUGUAAAGUGGAUGGCACCGUUGAAGUGCAAUUCUUUGAGGAAUCUGCAGCUCUAGCGUUGUGCCAGCACAUCGACUGCCAUCAGGGCAUCAAUGGUCUAACGAUGGAUGACUCCGCAGACGCAGAUAAUGCUUUCAUUUUUGCUCCCGUUUCUACUCCUGCACGUGCAGCAGCUCCCGCUGGAGCUGAAAGAACACGAGUCUCCGCAGCGGAUGCGUUUAAUGUGGAUGACGCGCGUCUCGUGAGCGGUGAGGAAACGAGAAGCUCGAUCAUCGUGGGCCAGGUCCCAAAGGAUUGCAGUGCGAUCUCAUUCGUCGAGCAGCUUCAGCUACACAAUAUCAUGGACCGCAUCAACUUUUUCUACAUGCCGGUGGACAAAGCCAAGAGGCGGUCCUGCGGAUACGUCUUUCUUGACUUCCGCCAUCCAACGGACGUGCUGAGGUUCAAGAGUAAGCUGAAGAAGAUCGGAAUGGGCAUUGGAGCUGGCAGGAGUGGUCGCAAACUUCAUGUACACUUUGCGCACAUGCAGGGAUGGAAGGAGCUCCUCGAGCGCUACAGCGAACCCGAGUACCUAUUUCAUCCCGAUGCCAACGAGCGCCCACAGCUCUUCUUCCGCCGUCGCUUGAGGGCGUCAGAGCCCAGCUUCGAAGAUCUUCUGCCACCGGCUCCGAGGGCAGAGUUCUGGUGGGUCCCUACUUCAGACAGUCCACCACGAUCACAUGUUGCCCCGUAG